Molecule: messenger RNA, 525 nt
Organism: Plasmodium malariae
Lineage: Eukaryota; Apicomplexa; Aconoidasida; Haemosporida; Plasmodiidae
Product: conserved Plasmodium protein, unknown function
Exons: 6
Coding region: 1-525 (174 amino acids)
Source: RefSeq, a predicted model, not a curated record
AUGACAUCGUUCACGAAUAAAGGGGGGGUUAGACACAAUGUUUUUCGUUUAAAUGCUCAUAAAAAGGUAAUAUAUAACCGUAUGAGAAGAUUCAAUUGGCCACCUGAGGGAUGCUCAGCUAUACACCCAAUAGAACCGUAUGGGAAGCAAUUUUUUGUUUUCAAUGCCUUUAAAAGGGACUCAAAAUUUGACAGCGAAAUUUCGAACAUAGUCAAGCCUUUGAUGAACUCAAAUAAUGAAAAGAUUCCUACUGAAACAGUUUUGUGCGUUUGUGAUUUUGCAAAGCGUCCUCUGAUGUUUCUAAACUACUUAGAUUUCAAAAUUUUGGAAGCGAAUAUUGGCAAAAUUAAGGAAGGAUUUAGAAAAAUAGAAGAAAAAUUAGACAAGAGUAACUACUUGGAUACAAAAUUCGGCUUGGUGCUAAAAUACAAUUUAAACAAAACAUACGGUAUGCAGCGUGUGAAGAAGGGUGAGCAUAAUUCAUGGGGAAUGAAAAAAGGAGUGUUCAGAAAGAGGAAAACGUGA